AUGGCCAAAAAAGAGAUUCUCACCCCCUGCACUGGUCGCUGGGCCCCAGGCCAGGGAGGAUUCCAUAAAAUAGUUGAAAUGGAUCGUCUUACUUGUGGAAGAGGUUGGGUCGUCUAUAACGGAAGUUGUUAUUAUUUCUCAACAUCGGCAGCGGUAUUCAAAGAUGCUAUGGUAACUUGUCAUGGCCUUGGUGCUAAUAUGCUAGAACUUCAAAAUGCAGAGGAGGAAAUAUGGAUUGAUUUACAAUGUCGAAUAAGAGGUUAUCGGUACGGUGUUUGGCUUGGCGUUAGUGAUCAUCAGUAUGAGGGAAAAUUUAUAUCUAUUUCAAAUGCGAGAAGCCUUUCUUACAGCAAUUGGAUGAAAGGAGAACCGAACAACUUCAGGGGGAAAGAGGACUGUACUCUCUACUGGUUUCUGCAUAGAGGUUGGAACGACACUGCAUGCAACGGAAAAAUAAAUUAUGUUUGUAAAAAAGGAAAAUGA
Molecule: messenger RNA, 483 nt
Organism: Saccostrea echinata
Lineage: Eukaryota; Metazoa; Mollusca; Bivalvia; Ostreida; Ostreidae
Product: perlucin-like protein
Exons: 4
Coding region: 1-483 (160 amino acids)
Source: RefSeq, a predicted model, not a curated record